UUCCUCUUCAAUAAAAACAAGACUGUAUUUCAGUCAUAUGUCACUUAACAAGGUCCACAGGCUGCAGAGAUGUUGCUUUAUCUCUACUUCCUCCUCGCUGGAUGCCUCUGUCACAGCUCUACUGACACUACCAUAAUUACUGUGCUGCAGCACAGGAUGGCUACGCUGCCCUGUCCUCAUGUUAAGGGACAUGUGACAUGGAGCCGCUACAUCAGCGGCGAAAAGGUGAAUCUCGUCACUGUUGAAAAUGGCAUCAGGAAAGUAACUGACCAACGCUACAGUUCCCUGGACAAUAACUCCCUGGUAAUAAGAAACGUCACCUUCUCUGAUACUACAACAUACUUGUGUAAUGCAACACGAGUAUAUCUGGAAGUGACAACAGAUCCCAACAUGGUCGUCCCCAGUGCUGGAGAGGCUCCAGUCACACAGAGAAACGAUGGACUGGGUUUCGGCCUUGGACCAGACCAGAAGAUACUCACUGUGGACACAGAGAACCAACAACCCUCAGACUUUUGGAAAGUCCCUGUUGGUGUAGUCCUGGGUGCUGUGUUGUUGGUUUUGGUCAUCUUUACCCUAAAACUCUGCUCCAAAAACAGAACAGAGAGAAACGCUGACGUGGACAAAACUGUAACUGACGUGAUUUACGAGGAGAUUGAAGCUGGACCGGAGCACCCAGGGAGGGAGUCUUAUUUUGAAAGUCCAUACUACUGGACAAGUGUCAGUGAAACGCCAAGGACCUCCACGCCAUCCAAUAAUCAUCUGUACAGCACCGUCAACAAGCUAACAGCUAAAGGACGCAUCAGUGAGGAGUGUGUGUAUUCCCUCGCCCAACAUCCAGCACAGGCAGGAAAUGUUGGUGAGCUGUCAGCAUCAAGCUGCAACCUGCGGGGCUGAAAAAUAAAGCCGAUGUGCCAAAAACUGCAGUUCCUCUAAUGGCCACAUGAGGCUGGCGUCAAGAGCGAGUCAAUUCUCGUAGACACCCACGUUAAAAUGUCCAAUUUUACAUUUAAAAAAUAAUGAUGCACCGUGUUAACCAAGCUAGCAACUAGCGUUACGGUUACCUAUACCCUCUCAUCCAAAUAUGGUCACUUCCUGCUCAAAAAAUCCAAGAUGGAGAUGGCCAACAUGUCAGAGACCUCAAAGCGAGAGUCCACAAACCAAUUGGUGAUGUCACAGUCACAGUGGCUACGCCCAUUAGCUCACUGUGGUCAGUGUCAGUGCUGACCAGAGGUGGGACCAGGUCAUUGUUUUGCAAGUCACAAAUAUGUCAACUCCCAAGUCAAGACUGACACGUCCCAAUUCCUGAACUUUGAGUUUCAAGUCCCAGACAAGUUAAAAUGUGCUCUACAACAAAUUUAAUGCCAAUAUUAUUAAAUUUACAAAAAUCAUUGAUGCUUUUUUAAAGUUUGCAUUUAGCUGUUAAGCUAAUGUUAGCUAAGCAUUUAGCUCCCUAUGUUAAUAUUAGCCUCAACUCACUGUUCUCUGUGCAUCUUUGAAUGUCAAACAAAGUUGGAAGUUGUUGCAUCUUUGCCUGUAAUUGUUUUUUGUGGAUCGCCCUGUUGUUUUAAUACGUGAAUAAAAUUAUCUUUGGUAU
Messenger RNA from Epinephelus moara (kelp grouper), 1594 nucleotides. RefSeq lists its product as uncharacterized. NCBI's taxonomy places the organism in Eukaryota, Metazoa, Chordata, Actinopteri, Perciformes, Serranidae. The record is from RefSeq and is a predicted model, not a curated record. The transcript has 2 exons. The coding region runs from base 70 to 894 and encodes 274 amino acids.